Cephus cinctus (wheat stem sawfly) is the source of this 1450-nucleotide messenger RNA. RefSeq names its product ATP-dependent (S)-NAD(P)H-hydrate dehydratase (gene Naxd). Bases 360 to 1376 code for a protein of 338 amino acids. The record is from RefSeq and is a predicted model, not a curated record. Gene Ontology annotation, biological process: metabolite repair. Gene Ontology annotation, molecular function: ATP-dependent NAD(P)H-hydrate dehydratase activity. NCBI's taxonomy places the organism in Eukaryota, Metazoa, Arthropoda, Insecta, Hymenoptera, Cephidae. The transcript has 2 exons.
ACAAAAAUUCAAUAUUUCUGAAUUAUGAAAAUCUUGGACAGUUUAAACAAUUUUUUAACAAAUUCUAUAUCAUUUUAUAGAUAUAUUUGGAACAGACCCAUAUGUAUUUUUAUAACGUCCUGAGUGGCUACUGAUACAGGCCGGCAACUGAAUAAAUGCCGGGUGCUCAGUUCUUAUUCGUUCCUUUACUGCGUUGUUGUCUCAAUCAGUCUUGUUGGCGAUUUUCAUCACAAGGGUAGUUUUGUGGUAAUUGGUGGAAUUGUGGAAAAAAUUCAUUUAUUUAUAAGGUGCACAACAAUCUCCAUUUAUAUUGAGGUAAGAGAAUAGUUGGAAGAUCAUCUACUGGCAGUCCUUAUCCAAUGGUGGUUCUACGCUUUUUUCCUCGCAGGGCUCUAUUUGAUAAAUUCAUUAUACGAUUUGUUACAAUGUCAUCAUCCAGUACUUCUUCUACAAGCGAUGAGCAGAUGCUGCAAGCUGUCAGGAAGAUAAUACCUGAGUUGACUAAUGCCAAGUACAAAGGUCAGGAUGGGAAGAUAGGAAUAUUUGGUGGAAGUUCUGAGUACACUGGAGCACCAUACUUUGCUGCUAUGAGUGCCCUGAGAACAGGAGCUGAUCUGGUCCAUAUAUUCUGUACUAAGGACGCUGGAGUACCAAUAAAAUCCUUUAGUCCAGAGCCAAUAGUUCAUCCAAUCUUGGACCAACCAAAUGCAAUAAAGAAUAUUAAACCCUGGCUGGAACGUUUUCAUGUAGUUGUGAUAGGUCCAGGCCUCGGACGAGAUGAAAAGGUUUUUGAUGUAAUUGCUGAAUUAAUAGGGGUUUGUCGUGAAGCAAAGAAACCAGCCAUAAUUGAUGCAGAUGGUCUCUUCCUAGUCUGCCAGAGACCUGAUCUGAUCAAGGAUUAUCCAGGGCUUAUACUAACUCCCAAUGCCAUGGAGUUUAGUAGACUAAUGAAGGCCUGCCUGGAAAAAACAAUCGAACCAGCAUCAGAUCCUUUAGUGAGUGACGUGAAGCAGGUAGCUGAGUUUCUUGGCAAAAAUAUAGUAGUUUUACACAAAGCCGCCAAGGACGUGAUAGUUAAUGGUGAAAAGGAUACUGAGGCUGUCGCAUGUGGAGCAGUUGGAUCAGGAAGACGUUGUGGAGGUCAGGGUGAUCUUCUUGCUGGAUCACUUGGAGUCUUUUGGUGGUGGGCUUUAGCUGCUGGACCUACUAAGUGCGCAGUAUCUCCUGCAUUAUUAGCUGCUUACGCAGCAUGCAGACUUAUCAGGGAGUCGAAUGCAGCUACUUUCAAAAUUAAACAACGCGGGAUGCUAGCUACCGAUAUGCUUGAACAAAUUCAGCCUGUCUUCCAUCGCCUCUAUGAAACCCAUGCAAAAUAAGAAUUUUUAUCUUUCAAGAAAAAAUAACCAAUGUGAUAUUGAAGGUAUAUAUAAUAAAUACUGCAUUUAUUUAA